This is a messenger RNA of Psilocybe cubensis, 936 nucleotides long. RefSeq lists its product as uncharacterized. Gene Ontology annotation, cellular component: peroxisomal membrane. Bases 1 to 936 code for a protein of 311 amino acids. The record is from RefSeq and is a predicted model, not a curated record. Lineage: Eukaryota; Fungi; Basidiomycota; Agaricomycetes; Agaricales; Agrocybaceae. Gene Ontology annotation, molecular function: AMP transmembrane transporter activity; NAD transmembrane transporter activity; ADP transmembrane transporter activity. The transcript has 9 exons.
AUGAGUGAUUCCGCUAUCCAUGCUGUCGCUGGUGCUGCUGGAGGCAUCGUGGCGAUGACGGCCACUUACCCUCUCAUCUUUCUUUCUACUCGAGCAGCGGUAGAAACCAAGAAGGAGCAAAAGUCGACGUACCAAGCAAUUAUCGACAUCAUCAAACGUGAAGGAGUUCUGGGCCUCUAUAGUGGGUUGGACUCAAGCUUAUUGGGUAUCGCUGUUACAAAUGGCGUUUAUUACUACUUCUAUGAGCGCUCGAGGGAGGCUAUACUUCGCACGAGAACAGGAGGUAGCAAGGCACUCAGUACCCUGGAGUCCAUGUUGACUGGGCUAAUUGCUGGUUCUGCUACAACCAUAAUCAGCAACCCUAUAUGGGUCAUCCAAACAUCCCAAGCUGUCCGCACAAUGGGGUCGGACGGAAACACAACCGUUACGAAGAAACUUGGAUUUUUAGAGACUGUUCAGAGCAUCUUGGCGAAAGAUGGAAUUGGUGCCCUGUGGCGAGGGAUAGGACCCGCUCUGGUCCUUGUCAUCAACCCGAUCAUUCAAUAUACGGCAUUUGAACAGCUGAAGAACUUCUUGAUAACAAGACGUACAGCCAAGCUUCGUGCCGCAGCUGGAGCAGCGACGGCUGUUGCGGUUUUAACUGAUAUGGACUUCUUUGUCCUGGGCGCGCUCUCAAAACUAGUUGCCACAAGCAUUACCUAUCCAUACAUUGUUGUAAAGAGCCGUUUGCAGGCAGGAUCCGCCAAUGCGUUGAGAUACAAAUCCUCCAUUGACGGAUUGCUGACCAUUUUGAAGGAGGAAGGAAUCGAGGGCCUGUACAAGGGCAUUGGAAGCAAAAUUGUGCAGAGUGUUCUCACGGCGGCCAUCCUCUUUGCAGGUCAACGGAGAAUCUUUGAGAUAACCAAAGCGUCCCUGCAACCUCUUAUUAAAGCAUAA